Messenger RNA from Suillus clintonianus, 975 nucleotides. RefSeq lists its product as uncharacterized. Gene Ontology annotation, biological process: regulation of transcription by RNA polymerase II. Gene Ontology annotation, cellular component: nucleus. Lineage: Eukaryota; Fungi; Basidiomycota; Agaricomycetes; Boletales; Suillaceae. The record is from RefSeq and is a predicted model, not a curated record. The transcript has 5 exons. Gene Ontology annotation, molecular function: DNA-binding transcription factor activity, RNA polymerase II-specific. Bases 1 to 975 code for a protein of 324 amino acids.
AUGACCGACGCGAACAACUCCCCGGCUCGAGAAAUCGUCCAUCUCCAUGUUACUCAUCCAGACCGUGACGAUAUUUUCCGCGCCACCGCAACUCCCAGCGAUUUGAUCAAACGGCAUGCAAAGACUUUCGGCGUACAAUGUACGCAGUGUCAAAAAGUAUUGGACAAGCUUCUGAAAUGUUCAAAGUGUAAGGGCGUCUGGUAUUGUUCAAAAGAGUGCCAAAAGGAACAUUGGCCCACUCACAAAUCGGCAUGUCACGCCGUUGAAUGCUCCUCGGGGGCCCUGAAAUUCGUACGAAUGUUCUGCGGAAACAUCACGCUCAUGAUGUACCUCAAAGUCGCCAUCAUAUAUGACUGUGGUUUGCUCGACAAUCCACGACUCGGGUUCGAUAUACCUUUCAUGGCCCGUGUUGACAUCGCCAUUGAGCCGACUGAGAUUCUUGACUUUGCGGCACUGUAUUUAAAUAACAGGACCGUCGCAGAGAAGCUGAAAGGGAUGGUGCAAGUCAACACCAUCUCUGCGUGGGAUCCGAACACACACCCUCCCCUUACGGAGAUGAGACUGGGCUUAUGGCGCAAAGCUCGAGCAGAGUCUAUUGCAGCAGGUUUCGGGAAAGAUCCUGUUGGACUCAUCGAGUUCCUCAAUUAUACAGAGAACUCGAGCACCGCUGCGUUUCAUAUCUCCAGUUCUAUUCUUGACACCGCGAGGAAACGCGAGCCCUUCUUAUGUUCCUCUGCCGUCACGGGCAAACAAUUCGAGAAACCUAUGGACUCUGCGACGUGUAUUGAGUGUCUCAAUUUGCAUAUCCGGGCCGAUGGGCAGAACCAGUUGCUUUUAAGGACUGUGAUGACAGAGCAAGAUAAGGAAGUUAUUCGCGCCGCAGGUCGCAAUGAGGACUCUCUUUCCGUCUCUCUUCUCAACUACAAGAUGCAAAGAGAACUUCUCUAUGCUAACAUAAUUAAAUUGAAACGCUAG